CUCCCUCCCCAAAACAGAUACGAUGACAACGGUCGGUGAUCGGGUGCUGAACAAAUCACUGCCCAAGAUCGGCGAAAAGUCGCUCUUCACCAAGGACCUGGAGGAUGCGCUCCGUACCGGUGGCGUGGACUUUGUCGUACACUCGCUGAAAGACUUGCCACCGCUGCCGCUCGGUAUGGCCAUCGGGGCGGUGCUGGAGCGCGAGGAUGCGCGCGACGCACUCGUGCUGAACGAGCGGCAUCGCGGCUGCACGCUGGCAACACUGCCACGUGGCUCGAUCGUCGGUACGUCCUCGCUCAGACGGUCGGCCCAGCUGGCGCGCUACUAUUCCCAUCUCGCCGUCUGCGACAUCCGGGGCAACUUGAACACGCGGCUCGCGAAGCUCGAUGCGGAAGCGUCCAAGUUUGCCGGCAUCAUACUGGCCCAGGCCGGGCUCGUCCGGAUGGGGUGGAACAAGCGCAUCGAUCAGAUCAUCGAGCCGCACGAAAUACUGUACGCGGUCGGGCAGGGUGCACUGGCCGUGGAGGUUCGUUCGAACGACGAGUACAUACUGGGCAUGCUCGGGAAGCUGUGCCAUCUGGAGACGCAGUGCCGGAUACUGACGGAGCGAAGCUUCCUGAAGACGCUCGGCGGUGGCUGCAGCGCUCCGGUGGCCGUACGGACCGACCUGAAACGUCGCUGGCGAGCUGUUGAUGCUGAGGAUGGAUCGCCAGCGCGCAAGCGAGCCUCCCAGGACUCGUCGGACGAAAGCGGCAACGAACCAUUCCAGCUCGUUGUGGAGGGCGCCGUCUGGAGCUUGGAUGGUAAGACGGAGAUCCGUACGAAGGGACUGUGGCGCUCGAUCUGG
Messenger RNA from Anopheles merus, 847 nucleotides. RefSeq names its product porphobilinogen deaminase-like. Gene Ontology annotation, molecular function: hydroxymethylbilane synthase activity. The record is from RefSeq and is a predicted model, not a curated record. Gene Ontology annotation, cellular component: cytoplasm. Lineage: Eukaryota; Metazoa; Arthropoda; Insecta; Diptera; Culicidae. Gene Ontology annotation, biological process: heme biosynthetic process.